Megalops cyprinoides (Indo-Pacific tarpon) is the source of this 3957-nucleotide messenger RNA. It is a transcript of the gene alcama, whose product is annotated as activated leukocyte cell adhesion molecule a. NCBI's taxonomy places the organism in Eukaryota, Metazoa, Chordata, Actinopteri, Elopiformes, Megalopidae. The coding region runs from base 201 to 1883 and encodes 560 amino acids. The record is from RefSeq and is a predicted model, not a curated record. Gene Ontology annotation, biological process: cell adhesion. The transcript has 16 exons. Gene Ontology annotation, cellular component: plasma membrane.
AAUACUUAGUCUCAGUGUUCUAACUAUCUGGGAUCGCACUCUUAUCUGUAACCUGUAACAACAAAAAGAAAACAAGGGAAAAGGAACAUACACGUAAACCCCUGAAUUCUCUGUCCACUCGGAGGUGAUCAACUCCACGAGGUAUUCUUUCAUUGCAGGUAAUUCAGAAAAAAAGGACCAAGAAACCUUGAUUUUCGAGGAUGCAUUCGACUGGCUUCUACAUUGGUGCCAUCAUCACAUCGGCGGUGCUUCUUCAAGUGAACAGCUUAGACUCCAUUAUCGCCCUGUACGGGGAGACAGUUGAAGUACCAUGCAACAGAGGAGCUCCCAUGCCAGAGAACCUCAUGUUCGUCAAGUGGAAAUACAACAAAGCAGGUGGCAGUGGAGACCUUCUGACUAAAAGUAAUGGUCAAGAAGUAGCAAUCCUAGCGAAAGACAGCUACAAGGACCGGGUGAGCAUCUCCCCUAACUCCAGCCUGCUCAUCGCCGACGGGACCCUCGCCGACCAGAACACCUUCACCUGCAUGGUAGUUGUCCUGGGAGACGUCAAGGAGUAUCCCGUCAACGUCACUGUCCAGAAGAGACCAUUGCCACCACAGAUCAAAGACAAGGCUCUAGAACUGGAGAAUGGCAAACUGACCACGCUCGGGGAGUGUGUCGCUCAAGAUGCCCACCCACCGGCGAGCAUCACAUGGUCCAAGAACGGUGAGCCAUUGGUCCACGAUGGAAAAACGACCUUGAUCACGUCCGCGGUGACGCAGGACCCUGCCACCCGCCUGUCCACCACCUCCUCCAAGCUGGAGUACAGCGCAGUGAAGGGCGACGUGGGAGCCCAGUUCGUCUGCACGGCCAAGCACGUCCAGGGUCCCGACCAGGAGUCUCCACCAGAGACCUUCACCAUUCGCUAUCCCACUGAGAAGGUGACCCUCCAGGUGGUCACCAAGGGACCUUUCAAAGAGGGAGACAAUGUAACUCUGAAAUGCAAGGCCGAUGGGAACCCACCUCCCACCAGCUUCAACUUCCACCUGAAGGGCCAGAAAGUGCUUGUGGAAGACUCAGACUCGUACACCCUCACCGACGUCACUCGUGACAUCACAGGCGAAUACAAGUGCUCCGUGGCUGACGACGACAGUGUGGAGGAUGCCAAGAACAUUUCUGUGAACUUCCUGGAUGUCAGCCUGAGCCCCUCUGGGAGUAUCGUGAAGAACGUCGGGGACCGCUUAGAGUUGACAGUGCAGAAAAAUGCGUCGGGUGAAGUCAAGGUUUCUUGGACCAAGGACAAAAGACCGCUCGACAAACCGCCCAAGUUUGACAAGCUGACGUACAGCGACUCCGGAAGCUACGUGUGCGAGUUCUCCGUGGCGGGGAUCAAGCAGAGCAGGUCCUUCCAGCUGGUCGUGCAAGGUCCGCCGGAGAUCAAGCGGCUGAGCAAAGAGCUGGGCGAGGAUGGUCAGCACAAGGUGCUGACGUGCGAGGCAGAGGGCUCCCCCCAGCCCAGCGUGCAGUGGAGUGUUAACGGCACCGACGAACAGAGCUCCUACCAGGACUGGAAGCUCACGCACAAGAUCACUGUUGUGCCUACCGCAAACCUCACCGUCACCUGCACGGUUUCCAACGAGCUGGGGAUGGUCUUCAAGACCAUAGACGUGUUCUCUCUAUUUGAGGAGGAGAAAAAGCAGGAAGAAGGCGAAGGGGAUGACCAGGCCAAGCUUAUUGUGGGCAUUGUGGUAGGACUGCUCCUGGCUGCUGCAGUCGUGGGUGUGGUCUAUUGGAUAUACAUGAAGAAAUCCAAACAAGGUAGCUGGAAAACAGGAGAGAAGGAAUCCGGAACCUCAGAGGAAAGCAAGAAGCUGGAGGAGAACAAUCACAAAGCAGAUGUGUAGAGACGGUUCUCAAGGGAUAAGGAAGGGAAGCAGCGAUGAGUGGCCUUUUCACAUUGGACUUGCCGUUCGACACCAAACUUAAAACUCUCCGAGGGCCAUUUCUUUGGACGUGGACACCAUCCGUCAGGCUUUUAACGCACCGCACGUUUUCCGCAGCAAUUUUCAAACCCCGAGCUGAGCAGAACACCCCGUACCCUCCUCCAUCUGAAAAUAAGGUCAACGAAAGCAUUUGUGUCGCACGUGGAUUCUCACUCUGCUGGUCUCCACCGAGGAUGGCUUUUUUUUUUGUUUUCCUUUCUCUCUUUGUGUUCCUGGUGAAUGCUUUUUUGUUUCACGCACAUUGUCCGUUAAGUGGGUUUCAGCUCUUUCUUUCUUUUCAUAAAAAAAAUGAGAAAAACUUACAAAAACAGCAAAUUCACUGUACACUUUUUAGGCUUAUAUGAAUACACCCGUUCCAUGGGCGAGGGCAUGGCCUCUGCUCACAGGCAGGGAUGCUGUCCCACUGAGGACUCGCUGCCGACGUCGGAAUGGUGGACUCUCCUUCUUCUGCGGGUCGGCCGGCUCUGAGAGGUGCCCGGGGCUGCCCGGGACUGAGGACUUCACUGCUGUUUAACGCUGUGUACCUUCACAUUUCACCUCCUCACCACAUCCAAAAAUUCAACUCUUUCACUAUUUACUUUGCCCAUUUUGGAUGGCCUUUGCCCCUUUGUCCAUAGAAGGCUAAAGUUAAAAUCCAUCAAAAAAAAUUACAAGUUGAAAUGUCUGUAUAGAGCAGGCAAUGUGUUAUUUUUGCUUUGUGAAAGCAUGUAUUGGGCUAACCAUUUCUUGCUUCUUGCCUUCAGCGAAUUUUAAGUUACUGUUAUGGGAGCUCUGUGUUUGGGAAUAUGCAGCUAAUGGUUUCUGCACAACAAAAAAAAGAUAGGGCGCUUUUAAAAAACUUGAAUGUAGCGCCAUUCUUGUCCUGUCUGCCGUUCUUAAGUCAUAUCGCUGAAUCUUGAGCCAGUUAGGACUAAGUAUGUUUAGAUUGUUCAUGCCACAAAACAGAAAAGUCAGUUUAUUUUUUUUAAGCUGUGUUAUGUCUAGUUACCACUCACCUUGUUACAACGUGUCCAUUUCAGUUUGUUAGUUUUCUCCCUUUUCUGUGGCAUCUGUCAGAAUUGUGUGGCCUAGUUAAAGCAGAUAUGUUGUUCAAAACAUCACAGUUGUGUUCUCUGUAGUUUGAGGAGACUGUAAAUACAUCAGAUCUGAAUGUCCUGCUUGUUUUUUUGGCUGUAUUUAAACUGUGUGAGGAACACAAGGUUCGCAGCGCUUUAUCAUACUGCUUUGCAGGGAUGGUUAAUUUUUACCCAUUUCCAUUUCAGCCUUCACGGUUUAUCACUUCAAUAGUUAAAAAAGGUACUGGUCAGUGGAAAAAGUUACUUAGAAUCACUUAAAAAGCAGUACUGUACAAUGCGUGUGUAAACCUUGUUUCCAGCUUGAUCGUUUUUUUCAUACUUUAUUUGAAUGGCCUAUAUAUACUGUGAAAAAAAUGAACAAAUAAAUUACUACAUACAAACUUUAGGACUCAGACUAAGAUCAAAGUAAACAGGUAAUAAAAUGGUACACUACUUUGGUCAUUAAGUGACUAGCCUUUAUGUGUGUGGUGAAUAUCAGUAGUGAGAUAUUACAUUAAUGCAAAGUACAUUUUCAAAACAAUGAUUCCUUUUUUCACAAUUUCUACAAUUCAUUAACCAUUUACGAGUUGCCCACUAUCUGUAUUCUAUCCACUAGUAAAACAAGUCAUACCAAUCAAGACAUUGUUGCCUAACAGUAUAAAUAGGCUCUUUAAAUGAAGUGUUUCAUUUUUUAAUUUGCUUGAAUGAUUUGAAGGAUGUAUUGCAGCUGAGGUACAGGAGGUGUUCAAGGGUUUAUGACAGUACGCUUCAUGCUUUUCCUCCUUCAUUCUUUAAACAUCAGGUCAGCAGUGAAACCAAAGAGGGUAAAAAGAGAAGGCCAUACAAGUAUUGUAAAUACUGACUUUUUCGUUUUUGUACUUUUGUUGAAAAUAAAGUGUACAUUUUGAAGAAAACAAACU